AACAUUCAUGAAUUGCUUAACAAAUCUCACCUCCAAAAAAAAAAAGAAACUUUUUUUUAAUGUCAGAGGUUCCAAACCAUUUUAGAUUAACUUUUCUUAGGAUAGCAGACUCUCCCAACGGAAAUUGAAUCAUUACUCUAUAAAUACUUACUAGAUAAUCUAAGAGUUUUAGCUACAAGGCCAACUAAUCGUGGUAAAAUUAGAAACUUUACAAAAGAAAGAGAAAAAGAUUACAUAAGAGAAAAUUUUAUUGUGGGACAAGGCAUCUAUCAAAGUGGAUAAUCUCUUUGAAUUUUACUUCCUAAUAGGGAAUUAAGUUUAUAGACCCUUUGUGAGGUCUAAGCUUGUAUGGCUUGCAUCAAGGGGAAGGUAUUGCGUAAGAAGCUUUUCACAAACUACACAUUCCUUGCGUCAAACUGCAAUAUACGUCUCUAUAAGUAUGCAUAUGUUAGCUUUCCAUGGCCAUGCUCUGAUUUAUAAAAUUUCUCAAGGUAAAGUUCUACUCGAUAUAUAUUAGUUUUAUGAAACCAGGGAGCAGCAAGCAAACUCUGUGCCUAUGGGACCUGCGGUGGAGUUGUGGAAGGAAAGAGAGAUGGACAAAACGAGAAAGAAGUACGAGAAGCUAAGCGAGAAGAUUAUGUUAUGGGAAGACAAGAAGAAGAAAAAAGCAAAGAGAAAGCUUCAUAGAACAGAGAGAGGUGUUGAAAAGGAAAAGUUGAAGGCGAAGCAGAGGUUCAUAGAUGAUAAUGAACGCAUUGAGAUCAUUGUUGCAAGUGCAAGAACACAUGCAUAUGAGAGUCAAUUGAAGGAAGAGUUGAAGGUUAAGGAGAAAGCAAACCUCAUGAGAACAACAGGGAGGAGUCCAUGUACAUGCCUUUGAAUACUGCAAACUGCAAGAAAUGUGAAGCUAAACAUUCUUUCUUAACUGCUUAGAAUUAUUGUUGAAUAUGUAAAAGGCAGACACAACUGAGGUGUUAAUCUAUAGAGUAUUAGAGAGAUAAUCAAACAAAGCAAAUGUGAUCCAAUUUUUUUUUUAUAGCAAAAUUGAACUAUAAUCGAUUAUUGGUUCGGUUUGGUAA
Molecule: messenger RNA, 1079 nt
Organism: Brassica napus (rape)
Lineage: Eukaryota; Viridiplantae; Streptophyta; Magnoliopsida; Brassicales; Brassicaceae
Exons: 3
Coding region: 557-880 (107 amino acids)
Source: RefSeq, a predicted model, not a curated record